This is a messenger RNA of Cucurbita moschata (crookneck pumpkin), 1156 nucleotides long. RefSeq lists its product as uncharacterized. The record is from RefSeq and is a predicted model, not a curated record. The transcript has 5 exons. Lineage: Eukaryota; Viridiplantae; Streptophyta; Magnoliopsida; Cucurbitales; Cucurbitaceae. Bases 63 to 797 code for a protein of 244 amino acids. Gene Ontology annotation, biological process: response to cold; regulation of circadian rhythm.
UCUCUCUCUCUCUGUCGCCAUUACAAAUCUGGAGAGAUUAUCAUUCAUCCUCUUGAGCAUUCAUGGAGUUGUUGCCUCCAAAUUUGGAGAAUCACAACGCCGUAGAAACUCGGACCGACUCACUCAUCUCUGAAUUGGCCAAGGACGAGUCGACCGAGUUUGCCCUCCCGGUGGAAUCUUCUAGCCUGGGCACUCAUAUGACGGAUUCUGUACCUUCUGAUUGGACCGAUGAGAAGCACCAUUUAUUCCUUGAAUCCAUGGAGACAUCUUUUGUCAGCCAAAUGUUUGAUUCUGUGCAUUCAGUUGGUUCCUGCCCCCGCAAGGAAAAUUCUUCACACACAAAAUUGCACGGCCAAAGCCAAUCCGCCUCUCAUGUCCAUUCACAUUUUGGCCAGUUUAAAGUUCUUCGACGAGGCAGCUGGAAGAACAUUAAUUUUGAAACAACUGAAUCUCGGUCGAAUUUAUUGAAUGAUUUCCAAGCUCUCUCACGUAAUCCUUGGAUACAUCACUUUCGAGCUGAUCGUAAAAACAAAAAUGUUGCAUGCAAAAGUCAAGCUAUCGGUUCAGGAGGAAGGAAUUUGUUUCCUUUGGGGGCAGCAAAUGAUUCAGAACCUUUGCGUGCUUGUGAUUCUGAUUUGUCCCUACAAUAUAUCAGCAGCAAUGAAGAAGUGUCAGAUCAGAAUUUUGUUGAUGAAGAUAGAGAAGUUGGAAACGGGAGCAGUGAUUGCAGCAAUGCCAAAAGGGUCAACACUCCAGAGACCAAUGCCUUGAUCAAUGAACAGCCAGAAGAUAGCUAGAUCCCAGAUUGUCGCCAAUACGAGGCAGACGACUUAUCGACUACUCUUCUAACUCCGGGAAAGGCUAUAGAUGAUCUGAGAUUGUUGGUGAAGUCUAUAAUGCUCAUUUUGAGGUUAUUGGUUUCUGUUGAUUAACGUAAGUUCUAAUACCUCUGGAUGUCUGCAGUUAGUAGUGAUUAGUAAAUCAGCAAUUAUGGUUUUGCCUGGGUAGAUGUGUUUGGCAUUAUCAUUCAGUAUAUGUAAAUAUAUAUUCGUUUUGGUACAACAAGAUUCUGCAACAUUUGUUCCAAGUCUUGCUCUCCAAUCGUUCAUAAGUUGUUUUUAUGAACAAUAUUUCUAUACCAUUGAUUCUUUGUCGA